Arvicola amphibius (Eurasian water vole) is the source of this 3638-nucleotide messenger RNA. RefSeq names its product solute carrier family 6 member 6 (gene Slc6a6). Gene Ontology annotation, biological process: neurotransmitter transport; sodium ion transmembrane transport; taurine transmembrane transport. Bases 139 to 2001 code for a protein of 620 amino acids. NCBI's taxonomy places the organism in Eukaryota, Metazoa, Chordata, Mammalia, Rodentia, Cricetidae. The record is from RefSeq and is a predicted model, not a curated record. The transcript is spliced from 15 exons. Gene Ontology annotation, molecular function: taurine:sodium symporter activity. Gene Ontology annotation, cellular component: plasma membrane.
AACCCAGGUACCCAGAGCGUGCGGGCCGCGACUGCAGCCCCCUCCCCGGGCUGCGUUCCACCACCUCCCCGCGUCCCUUGCAGGUGCAGAGCCAGCCCCACAGCCUCUUCAGAGGAGCCUUUCAAGUAAAACGAGAAAAUGGCCACCAAGGAGAAGCUGCAAUGUCUGAAAGACUUCCACAAAGACAUCCUGAAGCCUUCUCCAGGGAAAAGCCCAGGCACGCGGCCUGAGGAUGAGGCUGAGGGGAAACCCCCUCAGAGGGAGAAGUGGUCCAGCAAGAUUGACUUUGUGCUGUCUGUGGCCGGAGGAUUCGUGGGUUUGGGCAACGUCUGGCGUUUCCCGUACCUCUGCUACAAAAAUGGUGGAGGUGCCUUCCUCAUACCGUAUUUUAUUUUCCUGUUUGGGAGCGGCCUGCCUGUGUUUUUCCUGGAGGUCAUCAUUGGCCAGUACACCUCAGAAGGGGGUAUCACCUGCUGGGAGAAGAUCUGCCCCUUGUUCUCUGGCAUUGGCUACGCAUCCAUCGUCAUCGUGUCCCUCCUGAAUGUGUACUACAUUGUCAUCCUGGCCUGGGCCACAUACUACCUAUUCCAGUCCUUCCAGAAGGAGCUUCCCUGGGCCCACUGCAACCACAGCUGGAACACACCACAGUGCUUGGAGGACACCCUGCGUAGGAAUGAGAGUCUCUGGAUCUCCCUUAGGGCCACCAACUUCACCUCGCCUGUCAUCGAGUUCUGGGAGCGCAAUGUGCUCAGCCUGUCCUCUGGAAUCGACCACCCAGGCGCUCUGAAAUGGGACCUUGCACUCUGCCUCCUCUUAGUCUGGCUCGUCUGUUUUUUCUGCAUCUGGAAGGGUGUUCGAUCCACAGGCAAGGUUGUCUACUUCACCGCCACUUUCCCGUUUGCCAUGCUUCUGGUGCUGCUCGUCCGUGGACUGACCCUGCCAGGUGCUGGUGAAGGCAUCAAAUUCUACCUGUACCCUGACAUCAGCCGCCUCGAGGACCCACAGGUAUGGAUCGACGCCGGAACCCAGAUAUUCUUUUCCUAUGCCAUCUGCCUGGGGGCCAUGACCUCACUGGGAAGCUACAACAAGUACAAGUAUAACUCGUACAGGGACUGUAUGCUGCUGGGAUGCCUGAACAGUGGUACCAGUUUUGUGUCUGGCUUCGCAAUUUUUUCCAUCCUGGGCUUCAUGGCACAAGAGCAAGGGGUGGACAUUGCUGAUGUGGCUGAGUCAGGUCCUGGUUUGGCCUUCAUUGCCUACCCGAAAGCUGUGACUAUGAUGCCGUUGCCCACCUUUUGGUCCAUUCUGUUUUUUAUUAUGCUCCUCUUGCUUGGACUGGACAGCCAGUUUGUUGAAGUCGAAGGACAGAUCACAUCCUUGGUUGAUCUUUACCCGUCCUUCCUAAGGAAGGGUUAUCGUCGGGAAAUCUUCAUCGCCAUCGUGUGUAGCAUCAGCUACCUGCUGGGGCUGACGAUGGUGACGGAGGGUGGCAUGUAUGUGUUUCAACUCUUUGACUACUAUGCAGCUAGUGGUGUAUGCCUUUUGUGGGUUGCAUUCUUUGAAUGUUUUGUUAUUGCCUGGAUAUAUGGCGGUGAUAACUUAUAUGACGGUAUUGAGGACAUGAUUGGCUAUCGGCCUGGGCCCUGGAUGAAGUACAGCUGGGCUGUCAUCACUCCAGCUCUCUGUGUUGGAUGUUUCGUCUUCUCUCUUGUCAAGUAUGUACCCCUGACCUACAACAAAGUCUACGUGUACCCGGAUUGGGCAAUUGGGCUGGGCUGGGGCCUGGCUCUUUCCUCCAUGGUGUGUAUCCCCUUGGUCAUUCUCAUCUUCCUCUGCCGGACGGAGGGACCGCUCCGCGUGAGAAUCAAAUACCUGAUAACCCCCAGAGAGCCCAACCGCUGGGCUGUGGAACGUGAGGGGGCCACACCCUUCAACUCCCGCUCCCUCAUGAACGGCACGCUCAUGAAACCCAGCCACGUCAUUGUGGAGACCAUGAUGUGAGGUCCGGGUCACGCCACGGGCGCCGCUUUCCUGCUGUUUACUAACGUUAGAUUCUCAUAGGACCAGGUUUACAGAGCUUUAUAUUUGUACUAGGAUUUUUUUUUAAUUGUCACAGAAAAUGUUACUCUAUGUGUAUGUGUGUGUAUCACGUAUAUGUCUAUAUGUGUAUUUUGUUUUGAUUCGGGGGACAUUUUGUACAAAAAGAACCCACGGGCCUAAGUCCUGGGGAGAGGAUGGACUUUCUUAUUGAUUUUGAUGUAUUUUAUGGGAACUUGGUAAAAUUUUCAUUGUAUUUUUUUUAACAUAUAACUAUAUAUACUUAGAGUCUGUCAUACACUUUACCACUUGAAAUGGUUUUGCCAGCAAUGGAUCUCAUUUUCAAAAGCAAUUCUUCGGUGCUUAUAUAGCUGGCAGAAAGUUCUGCCCAAAAACAAACAAAAAAAGAAAGAAAAAAAAAAACCCUAAAUGCUGGGUGGAAUUUUUUCUAUGAUGGUGGUUACAUCUUCAAGAAAGGUUUAGUCCCUUCUGUGCUGGUUCAGGAGGAAGAAUACAGCUGAGGAGAGGGAGCCCUCACUAGCUGAACAGACCUGAGGGGCAGGAGAGAGCAGGGCUGUGGGGAGAACCCACAAGAAAGAUGCCAAAAUAAUAGCCUCACCCUCAGCAUGAAGGAUUGAUCCUAAGAGCAGCUGAAGCCAUUGUACCAGGGCCAAACCCCUCCCUUUUAUUUUAAAGUAGAGGGUGGGUAGUCAGUGGGGUUGUCUGGACCACCAUGGGUCUUAGAGGCAGGAAUGGGAAGUCUGAAAGGCAGAUGAGAAUGGGGCUGGGAGCCUCAGCACGCUUAGGCAGAAGCCUCAGCCUUUCUGGCGCAUUCAACACAGUUGCCCGAGGCCAGUCCACAGGAGCUGCCAGGGCACACACAAGAAGGGGCUGUUGUAUUUGAAUGGAGUCAUGGUGGGUGGGGGUCAGGGCGUGCCCCAAGCAGAAUGCAUUUUGGUGAGGGCCUGGAGGGAAGUCAGUGGACCAAAGGAUUUUAGUAGCUCAGGAGGGUGAGUGUACCCCAGACUGGCAAGUGUACCCCAGGAGGAUACUUUCUUCCCUUGCCUCAUGACAAACCCUUGUUAAAGAUGCCGCCCUAGAGCCAUCCAGCUCCCGGCACGGAACGCUCGGAGUGGCUAUAGAUGCUGGAGUUCAAGUACAGAGCCAACUUGGUAGUGACCUCAGAUCUUGUUCUGCCGUGACUGUUGGACAGGUGUUGCCCCCAGGGAACUGACGAGAGAAGACAAAGGGGACAUUUUGUAGGUUGAGGUUGUCUCCACAGAGAGGCCGCCAAUGCCCCAGAGCUGGCUGACCUCAGGCAGGGCUGUUUCCUUCUGAACCAGGGAGAGGGCACUACACCUUCACCCCAGCUUCCACUGGGCCCAACUGUGCCAUCCUGAACCUCUUUGACAAAUGUACACAUUUCUCUGUCUCCAAAGCAAUGUACUCUGCCAAGUGACCCUCCAGUCCUCUUCCAGUGGUUGCUGAGUCAGCCACCCGUGAUUCUACUGUGUUCCUGUUGUCCUGUGUAUUUCUGGUUGCUCUUGUGUUCUUCUGUGUAUUGGAGUUUUUAUUUCCCCCUGAUUUUACCAAUUUGUAAU